This is a messenger RNA of Penicillium angulare, 3246 nucleotides long. RefSeq names its product GTPase RIA1. Gene Ontology annotation, biological process: cytosolic ribosome assembly. The transcript has 6 exons. Lineage: Eukaryota; Fungi; Ascomycota; Eurotiomycetes; Eurotiales; Aspergillaceae. Gene Ontology annotation, molecular function: GTP binding; ribosome binding; GTPase activity. The record is from RefSeq and is a predicted model, not a curated record. Gene Ontology annotation, cellular component: cytosol; ribonucleoprotein complex. The coding region runs from base 1 to 3246 and encodes 1081 amino acids.
AUGCCGGUCGUCAACGUCGACGAUUUAGUUCGCUUACAGCGGAAGCCCAACGACAUUCGAAAUAUCUGCAUUCUUGCCCACGUCGACCAUGGCAAAACCUCUUUGACAGACAGCCUUAUAGCCACUAAUGGCAUCAUCUCGCCCAAGCUGGCGGGCAAAAUUCGCUACUUGGAUUCUCGUCCAGACGAGCAGCUCCGCGGUAUCACAAUGGAAUCAUCCGCUAUUUCGUUGUUUUUCUCUAUGCUCCGUCGUUCUGCACCUGAUGCAGCCCCUGUGCCUAAGGAAUAUCUCAUUAAUUUGAUCGAUUCACCAGGUCACAUCGAUUUUAGCAGUGAGGUGUCGACAGCAUCUCGGCUUUGCGACGGGGCUGUCGUCCUCGUCGAUGCUGUGGAGGGAGUUUGCAGUCAGACUGUUACCGUUCUUCGCCAGACAUGGGUUGAACAAUUGAAGCCCAUCCUGGCUAUUAACAAAAUGGAUCGGCUUAUCUCCGAACUUAAGAUGAGUCCCAGUGAAGCAUUCGCGCACUUGAGCAGACUGCUUGAGCAAGUAAAUGCUGUCAUUGGUAGCUUUUACCAGGGAGAGAGAAUGGAGGAUGACUUACAGUGGCGAGAGCGUAUGGAAGACCGUGUUAAUGCCUCUGCUGCCAAAUCUAAGAAGCAGAACUUGGAUGAUGAAUCAGUGGCAAGUAUCAAUGAGGCCACCGAGUUUGAAGAGCGAGACGAUGAAGAUCUCUAUUUCGCCCCGGAGAAAAAUAAUGUUAUUUUCUGUAGCGCUGUCGAUGGAUGGGCUUUUACGAUUCGACAAUUCGCUGCAAUUUACGAGAAGAAACUUGGUAUUAAGCGCACGGUGCUUGAAAAGGUGCUUUGGGGUGACUUUUACUUGGAUCCCAAGACCAAGCGAGUACUGGGCCAGAAGCAUCUGAAAGGUCGGGCUUUGAAGCCCAUGUUUGUGCAGUUGGUGCUUGACAGCAUCUGGGCUGCCUACGAAGCCACAACUGGAGGUGGAAAAGGAAAAGGUGAUCCUGUUCUCUUGGAGAAGAUUACUAAGUCGCUAAACAUCAACAUUCCACCUUAUAUUCUGCGCUCUCGUGACCCCAAGAACAUUAUGACCACACUGUUCUCAGCAUGGCUUCCAUUGUCCACCGCAGUUUUGGUAUCUGUGAUCGAAUAUCUGCCUAGCCCCCAGGCUGCGCAAUCUGCUCGUCUACCAGAGAUGAUUCAAUCGUCUCCUGGCUCGGACCAUAUCGCUGAGAAUGUCAAAGAAGCCAUGGUGAGCUUCAAAACUGGCCUAGAGGAGCCCGUCGUCGCAUAUGUCAGCAAAAUGGUGGCCAUUCCAGAGAGUGAAUUGACUUCCAGCAGAAAACGAAGCGGUGCAACCAUGUCGGCUGAUGAAGCUCGGGAAAUAGCUCGCCGUAAACGAGAGGAGAUUGCGAAGAUGCAAGCUGAAGCUAGGUCAGGAAAAGAAGAUGACUUUGAGCGCAUAACAUCAGCAUUCGAGAAUACCUCUUUGAUCAGAGAGGCCGAGGAGCCAGAAGAGACUGGUGAAAAAGAAGACCCAGACCAUUUGAUUGGAUUCGCUCGACUUUAUUCUGGAACCCUCUCAGUUGGUGAUGAGAUCUACGUUUUGCCACCAAAAUUCUCACCAGCCAACCCUCAUGCUAGUCCAGAGCCUAAGAAAGUCACUGUGACAGACUUGUAUUUGCUUAUGGGCAGAAGUCUGGAGCCACUUCAGUCUGUGCCCGCUGGUGUAGUCUUUGGAAUUGGAGGUCUCGCAGGCUAUGUGCUCAAGACAGGAACACUGUGUAGCCAGCUGGAGGGAAGUGUCAACUUGGCUGGUGUCUCGCUCAACACUCCACCCAUUGUGCGUGUUGCUCUGGAACCAGCCAACCCAGCCGACUUGGGUAAAAUGAUCACUGGUCUUCGUCUCCUCGAACAAAGCGAUCCCUGUGCGCAGUACGAAGUCCUCCCCAGUGGUGAGCAUGUCAUUCUCACUGCUGGCGAGUUGCAUCUUGAACGCUGUGUUAAGGAUCUUCGUGAACGAUUUGCUAAGUGCGAAAUUCAAACUGGCGAGGCAAUUGUUCCAUACCGUGAAACUAUUGUCAAUGCCUCAGAAAUGGUGCCUGCAAAGAACCCCGAGUUAGGUCGUGGCGCUGUCCUGAGUGUUUCCCCCUCUAAGCAAAUGACACUUCGUUUGCGAGUCGUACCUUUGCCCGAGGCAGUCACUGAGUUCCUCAUUAAACAGGGUGGAACUGUCAAACAGCUCCAGUCUAAGAAACGUGCGGAAGGAAAGUCAGAUGACGAGACAACAGAAACUGUUCAGGCAGUUGAUUCUACAGCAGUUGAUGCUGCCGAUGAAGCUCGCGAGGGCGCUAUCCUUUCCUUGACCGAGUUCCGUGAUGAGCUGAACAAGGUCUUCGACGAGGAGGUCAAGGAAGACAAGGAGCUAUGGAAGAACGUUGUCGACAGAAUCACUGCGUUUGGACCCCGGAGAAUUGGACCUAAUAUCCUUGUUGAUGCAACCGCUGUAAACACCUGUGAAAAAUUCCUACUCGAUGAGCCCAAGCAAUCCAGUGCGCCAUUCGAGGGCUCUGAUAAUCAACAAGCCCUGCUCGUGCGCGAUUUCAACGACAAGAUUGCAUACGCUUUCCAACUCGCGACAAGUCAAGGUCCUCUCUGCCAAGAACCAAUGCAAGGUGUCGCCGUUUUCCUCGAAGAUAUCUCUGUCCAAGCUGGCAACGACGAAUUAGACAUGGGCCGUUUGACAGGUGAUGCCAUCAGACUUGUCCGUGAAGGAAUCACCCAGGGAUUCCUAGACUGGAGCCCUCGAAUCAUGCUUGCGAUGUACAGCUGUGAAAUCCAAGCAACGACUGAGGUCCUAGGCCGUGUAUACGGUGUCAUUACCCGUCGCCGAGGACGUAUCCUCUCCGAGAUCAUGAAAGAAGGAACCCCCUUCUUUACAAUCAUUGCUCUAAUGCCCGUCGCUGAGUCCUUUGGGUUCGCAGAGGAGAUUCGUAAACGAACCUCCGGUGCGGCACAGCCACAACUCAUGUUCGCUGGUUUUGAAGCGUUGGAUGAGGAUCCUUUCUGGGUUCCUGCUACAGAGGAAGAGUUGGAGGAUCUCGGUGAGCUUGCGGAUAAGGAGAAUAUCGCCAAGAGGUAUAUGGAUGCUGUGCGGCGAAGAAAGGGACUGGUUGUCCAGGGACGGAAGUUGAUUGAUGCGGAGAAGCAGAAGACGCUGAAGAAGUAG